Heterobilharzia americana is the source of this 427-nucleotide messenger RNA. Lineage: Eukaryota; Metazoa; Platyhelminthes; Trematoda; Strigeidida; Schistosomatidae. The record is from the annotation of a GenBank genome assembly.
UCUUAUUAUGCCGGCGAACUAUUUAAUUAUCUACUAACAGUAAAGUUUGCUUCACGAAAGUUUUCUCUAUCCUAAUUUGUGAUUGUGAAACAUGAACAUUGAAGUUGGAAAACAUAACUCUUCAGAUGUUUAUUCACUACUGCGUUGGAAGUAUCAGUUGCGUAUCAUGGAAACACUGAACAAGAGAUGCGAUGGAUGUAGCGCCUUAAUUAAGAGAGUUAAUUCAACUGGUGAGGUUGUGAACUUCCAUCGAUUUAAUUGGUUGGUACAUAUUACUGAAGUUCAGCCACCAUAUAAAACAACGUUUGGAGCAUCUGGAAGAGAAUUAGGCGUCCCACAGUAUGAAGUAGAACCGGCCGUCCUUAACUGUAAGUCUCGGUGGCGUAAGAAAAUGUAGAUUUCUACAAUGGGCUUCACAAGACAGUAG